AUGAAAUCGCUUGUUCUUUUUGGCCUUCUCGUUUUAGCCGCUUACGAAGUAAGUUUUAGGCUACAAAAAAGGUGCCAAGACAGUGCUGAAUAGUCUUAAAAUCAACUGUUUUAGAGUGCAACGUGUCCAAUAAACCAUGAUGAACAACUGGCUGAGAGCCUGUAUAAAAUGUUUCAACUGGCUGAGCUGCCGUUCUCCAGAGAACACAUUCAUGUGCACUUGCUGAAGACCAGGUUUUUGGUGAGUUGAAAAUUGAGAGCCUUAUACAGUGGGACCGGAUCCAGUGGCAAAAAACGUACCAUUUUGUGUCCGGGAGGUAUAAAAAUGUGGCAAAAUGCUUCCCUCUCCAAGUGAAAAAACUUCGUUUUGAAGGGUGCCUCGCAACAAGAGCGGGCGGGCUUUUGAAACCGGAGUUUUUCCACUUGGAGAUGGAGGUAUUUUGCCACUUUUUUUGGUGCUUCCUGGAUGCAAAAUGGUGCGUUUUUUGCCAUUGGAUCAGGUCCCCCACUGCAUGUACAAAAUAAUUGUACGACCUCAAAUCCUGAGGCCGUUGCGGAAACUCUUCCGGCUUCGCUUGUCAGAAGUCCAAGUAUAGGGAUAUCACUCUGUCGGGAAAAUAAUGAGCAAAUGUAAAGUAAUGAUUUUUCCCUGACAGAACUCGUUUUCUCGGCGGCGGUGCGAUUUUCGAUGCGAUAGAAUGCUCAUUAUCUUCACGACAGACUGAUAAUAUGCUACCGUGUCGGGGAAAGUGAGGGCAAAUCAAUCACAAUUUUGUUUCAGAGUCUCCAACUGGCGAAAAAGCAUGGCGGCUUUGCUAAAGUGUCGAAACUUCUGGACUUAAAAGAUCGACUCUUCAGUGUUCCAACCAACGAUCCACUUGGCCCUAGACUUCAUGCUUAUAUCGAUGUGCUGGUCGAAAUCCGCGCGAUUCUGAAAAGCAGGCAUGCUUCGGAUGUUGAAUUGAUUUAUCUGGAUGAGUCGAUCACUGUUUUAAGAGCUAUCAGACAUGUAGGUGACCAGAUAUCGUCCUUUUGAUUAUACAUAUGAUCUCUUUAUGGCUUACUGUAAUGAUGACUAUAUCAUUUUUUUCUUUCAUUUAGAGUCCACGUCACGAGAAGGCCGUGAAAAUUCUGGACUAUAUAAUGAAGCAGCUGCACCAUGACUUGACUGGCGAACAAGCCAUGGUCAAGUUUUCGAUGGCCAUUGUGGCCGCUUACAGUGCUGGGGAAGAGGUGAACCUAAACCCAACCGACCUUAUCAUGGAUAUGGCUGAUAGUGUGAUGCGGGUCCCCUUGAAUUUUUUGGCAGACAAGUACAAUGAAAUGGCUUUUUCGGUGCGUAGAAUCGAUGAUACUUUGGAUAAAAGUGGUAAUGAAACACGUCGGCCAAUCAAAGACUUGAUCAAUUUGUUGCCGAUAGUGAUGUACUAA
Bursaphelenchus xylophilus (pine wood nematode) is the source of this 1430-nucleotide messenger RNA. NCBI's taxonomy places the organism in Eukaryota, Metazoa, Nematoda, Chromadorea, Rhabditida, Aphelenchoididae. The record is from the annotation of a GenBank genome assembly.